AUGCUCGAAGUGACAAGUUGUGUGAGAAAAGGCGGAACUCAUGCGCCAGUGCACGCGAGGCGGAGAGACGAAAGCGAACAGCAGGCGGCAAGCGAGGACAGAGAAAAGGAAAAUCGUAGUAAUGUCAACACGGUUAUUGUGGAGGAACCGGAACAGGUGAAUAUGACAGGAAAACAAGGACAGACGAUGCAGAGGAACAAAGCAGUAAAAGAAGAGAAGAAAGGGCGACGAGACGAGAGUGAAGGAACGAAGCCAGCAGGCUCAAAUUAUCUGGUCGAUGGAAAUGACGCCGAUCGUAUCGCGUUCCUGGAAACGUCGAAACACUCCACAAACAACAAAAUGGAGAAGAAGCAGAUGACGAUCCUGUCUUUCUUUUCACGGCUUUCUUCUUCUUCUCCUUCUUCUCUCUCGGCCGCAUCUUCUUUCUUAUCUUUUCCGUGUCCGUCCUCGCCCUCCGCUGCUUCGUCUUCUUCCUCUUCUCUCUCGGUCCGCUGUUCCUCCUCCCCGCCCUCUUCUCUGCCUCUCUUUCUUGUUCCUUCUGCUCUCUCGCGAGUUGCGCCCGCACGCGCAGCUGCUCAGAAGAGAGAGACCGCGGUUUCAGGAGAGACGACGAACGAGCGAGACAAGCCUCCGAAGAAGCGCCGGCUGUGCAAAGACGAAGACGCGAGCGCAGCGUUGCAGGGAUGCAUUCCGGCCUCUCCGGUGAAGCAAACGAAAGAGAGGACGCGGUCGGAACAGAGUUUCGUCGAUGACUCUAAAGGAAAAAUUUUCAGGAAAAACCCCCAAGCUGCCAACGAGAGUCCGGGCCUUGCAGAAACCGACCGUAGACGCCAUCGGACUCGACACAUCACGGAACAUCGAAAGCGCGCCUCCCCUUCCUCUUCUGCGCCUUCCUCCGCUUCCUCUCCCCAUUCUUCUUCCUCGUCUUCCUCGUGUUCCGCGUUGUCUUCUCUCUCGUUCGCGCCUGAGUCGGAGCCCGACGUGGCCCCAGUUGGAUUGCCCGAUUUGCCAGAGGAACUUCUUCAGCAAAUUCUCGACUGCUGCCCAAACGAGUGUCUCCUCGUUUCGCAUGCGCUUGCGGCGGCGGUUCGACGGCGUCGGCGCGUCCUGCGCCUCACGCCUCUCCAUUCCUCAGAGCCAAAGGCUGAACAUUUCCUCGCCGCCAUUCGAGGGUAUCCUCAAUUGCGGCUGCUGGAAGUCGUAAACGCGCCUUCGCUGCCUGCGCGCUUCUUUGAGAGCCUGGCCAACAGUCGAACUUCCUGUUUUCCGCAACGCCUCGAGGUUCUCGUUCUUCGAAAGUGCCUGCGGCUGACAAGCCGCCUUGUUCGUGCAAUCACCACAAGGCUGCGGCGUCUACGGGCUGUGGAUCUGCAAGACAACUCCUCUCUUGACUAUACGUCUGUCGUUUACUUGCGAACGCUGCCGCAUUUGGAGGAAUUUCUGGAUCUCCGCGGGUGCACGGCGCUGGACGAUUCGAACGCUGCUGUCUUGGCCUCGUUGGUGAAUCUUCAAGUUCUCGUUCUCUCAGAUACAGGCGUGACGUCGACGACCGUCUCGGCCGUCGCUGAGAACUGUCGAAAGUUGGAGAUGCUCGACAUCAGCAGGAUCGCGCGUCUGUCGAAACCUGCGGCGCUCCUCAUCCCCCUUUACCUUCUCCAUCUCACGCGACUGAAACUUUCCAAAAACAGCGCAGUCGACGACGAAUGCGUCCGCGACUGCUUGACGCGCCUGAAGAGUCUCGCCCUACUCGACGUCUCCCACUGCUGGCGCGUCACGUCCGGCUUUUGCAUGCCGCCGCUUCCGCAAAUUCCGGACGAGAAAGACGAAGAGGGAAAAGGGGACAAAGAGGAGAAAGAGGACGAAAAAGACGGAAACGGGGAGGAAGAAGAAGAGGGAAACGAGGACAAAGAAGACGGAAACGGGGAGGAGGAAGAAGAGGGAAACGCGGACGAAGAAGAGGACGGACAAGAGGAGGAAGAGGAGGGAAACGUGGAGGAGGCCGAAGAGGGGAAAGAGGAAGAAUUGCAAGAUGUUGAGGACGAAGGGACAGAAGUGCAAGACGAGAGCGCCGGCGCAUGCGAAGCAGAGGAAGCAGGAGCGGACGAUGACGGGGCAGCAGGCGAGGAAGGGUGA
Neospora caninum is the source of this 2133-nucleotide messenger RNA. RefSeq lists its product as hypothetical. The record is from RefSeq and is a predicted model, not a curated record. Gene Ontology annotation, molecular function: actin filament binding. Lineage: Eukaryota; Apicomplexa; Conoidasida; Eucoccidiorida; Sarcocystidae. The transcript has 8 exons. Gene Ontology annotation, biological process: actin filament bundle assembly. The coding region runs from base 1 to 2133 and encodes 710 amino acids. Gene Ontology annotation, cellular component: actin cytoskeleton; plasma membrane.